CCCUUCAACCAAACCCUUAGACUGGGGGCUCCGCUCCGGCCCCGUCACGUGACAGGCCGAAGUUGGCCCGUGCCGUGAGGGGAGCGCUCGGCGCGGAAGCGGGACUCGGACCCACGGCAGGGGGAAAACGGCGACUAGAGCGCGAUCCCCAAUAUGGCCUCAUCAUCACCACCUAAAUAUAAUUCAAACUCCUUGGAGAGCUCGUCAAUUAAAAGGACCCCAAAAGAUGGAACUAAAUGGGAACAAAAUGAGGAAAUACCUCAUCUACCAGGAGAAACUAGCGUCACAGACAAGGAAGUUAUCUACGUAUGUCCAUUUAAUGGUGCUGUUAAAGGAAGACUGUAUGUUACAAACUACAGACUAUACUUAAGAAGUGUGGAACUAGAUCCAGUUGUGAUAUUGGAUGUUCCUCUGGGUGUAAUUGCAAGGAUUGAGAAAAUGGGAGGAGCUUCAAGUAGAGGAGAAAAUUCCUAUGGACUAGAUAUUACUUGUAAAGAUAUGAGAAAUCUACGGUUUGCACUGAAACAAGAAGGUCACAGCAGAAGAGAUAUAUUUGAAAUCCUUACAAAACAUGCUUUUCCCCAGUCACAUAAUUUGCCUUUUUUUGCAUUUGUAAAUGAAGAAAAGUUUGCUGAAAAUGGUUGGAUGGUUUAUAAUCCAAUGCCUGAAUACAGGAGACAAGGACUGCCCAAUGAACAGUGGAGAGUAACUUUUAUCAAUGAACAUUAUGGACUAUGUGAUACAUAUCCAUCACUUUUGGUAGUCCCAUAUAAUGCCACUGAUGAUGAUCUCAAGAAAGUUGCUGCUUUUAGGUCCCGAAAUAGAAUUCCAGUGCUGUCAUGGAUUCAUCCAGAGAACCAAGCUGUUGUUAUGCGCUCCAGUCAGCCUCUUGUUGGUAUGAGUGGGAAAAGAAAUAAAGAUGACGAAAGGUAUCUUGAUAUUAUCAGGGAUGCUAAUGGACAGAUCUCAAAACUGACUAUCUAUGAUGCAAGACCCAGUGUAAAUGCAGUAGCUAACAAGGCCACUGGGGGAGGAUAUGAAGGCGAUGAUGCAUAUCCCAAUGCAGAACUCUUCUUCCUAGAUAUUCAUAAUAUUCAUGUCAUGAGGGAAUCUUUAAAAAAGUUGAAGGACAUUGUUUAUCCUAAUGUAGAAGAAUCUCACUGGCUAUCUAGUUUGGAGUCAACUCACUGGUUAGAACAUAUCAAGCUUGUCUUGACAGGAGCUAUCCAAGUGGCAGACAAGGUGUCUUCAGGGAAGAGCUCAGUGUUGGUACACUGUAGUGAUGGUUGGGACCGAACAGCACAAUUAACUUCUCUAGCCAUGUUGAUGUUAGACAGCUACUACAGAACAAUUGUGGGUUUUGAAGUUCUGGUACAAAAGGAGUGGAUAAGCUUUGGACACAAAUUUGCAUCGAGAAUAGGCCAUGGUGAUAAAAACCAUGCUGAUGCUGAUAGAUCACCUAUCUUUCUCCAGUUCGUUGAUUGUGUGUGGCAAAUGUCUAAGCAGUUUCCAACAGCUUUUGAAUUCAAUGAACAAUUCUUGAUUACAAUUCUGGACCAUUUGUAUAGCUGCCGAUUUGGUACUUUCUUGUACAACUGUGAAUCUGUUAGAGAAAAAGAGAAAGUGACUGGGAGAACAUUGUCAUUGUGGUCACUGAUAAAUAGUGAAAAAGCAAAGUACACCAAUCCUUUUUAUACUAAAGAACUGAAUCGAGCACUCUAUCCAGUAGCCAGUAUGCGUCACUUGGAACUUUGGGUCAAUUAUUACAUUAGAUGGAAUCCAAGGAUUCGGCAGCAACAGCCAAAUCCCGUGGAGCAGCGUUACAUGGAGCUCCUAGCAUUGCGUGAUGACUACAUGAGAAGACUUGAAGAACUACAGAUCACAAAUAAUUCUAAGAUUUCCAAUUCAUCAACCUCAUCAGCAUCUCCCUCACAAAUGAUGUCCCAUGUGCAAACUCAUUUUUGAAGGAAAAAAUGUUUGAUUCUUUAUCUGAACAUUGUAACCAUAAGUGGUGCUUAAUGUAGAUCUAUAGUACAAAAAGGAAUAUUUGAAUGCCUUAUAUUGGACCUCUUCCUAACAUGACUUUUUUUAGAUUGUCUCCAUAGUUGGAAGACUUGAAAGAGCAGUCUCUUCAGUUCAUUUGUGCCUUUCAGAAUCUGUGGACAGGAAACCUUAUCCAACAUAGGAAGCUUAUAUGGGAUGCUUUAGAAGUGUAUUUUGUAAAAGUUUGAUACAAUUAGAAAUAUGAUUUGAUUUUUUUCAUUAGUAUGCAUUAAUUUAUUGCAUCGUUAGGUCUUCGCAGGAUCAGGACAUAACCAUGUGCUCAAUCUUAUGCACUGUGAAUAGUGCCAUUGACUUCAGUGGGGCUUUUCACAAGUGUAUAAAUGUAAGGAUGUGCGUAAGUCUUUGUAGCCUUAGGGGCCUUAGACUUUUUGAGGCAAAAAUGAGAGUUGUAUUAUCUUCUUGAGCUUUCAAAAGCAAAGUGCUCAGAAAUAGAUUUUUUUCUAGUAAACUGAAAACUACUCCAAUUUUUGUUUAAAAUAAUUCCAAAUCUGAGGACUUUAGGUGACAAGAAACUUGUAAUUAACAAUUCAACUUGCUCAGUAUGUAUCCGAAAACAAGGUAACUGUAUAGAAAGGCUAACUUUUAUAUUGUAGAUGAAGAUUUUAGAAUAAAUGGAUGAGGAUUGUGGUGGCUUUGGGGAAAAUAAGUUGCAAACUCCUUUUUUUUUUUUUUUUUUUUUUUUUUUUUUUUUUUU
Messenger RNA from Terrapene triunguis (Three-toed box turtle), 2758 nucleotides. RefSeq names its product myotubularin 1 (gene MTM1). The transcript is spliced from 15 exons. Lineage: Eukaryota; Metazoa; Chordata; Testudines; Emydidae. The record is from RefSeq and is a predicted model, not a curated record. Gene Ontology annotation, molecular function: phosphatidylinositol-3,5-bisphosphate 3-phosphatase activity. Bases 154 to 1965 code for a protein of 603 amino acids. Gene Ontology annotation, cellular component: plasma membrane. Gene Ontology annotation, biological process: dephosphorylation; mitochondrion distribution; muscle cell cellular homeostasis.